Messenger RNA from Capsella rubella, 590 nucleotides. RefSeq lists its product as uncharacterized. Gene Ontology annotation, molecular function: fatty acyl-CoA hydrolase activity. The transcript is spliced from 3 exons. The record is from RefSeq and is a predicted model, not a curated record. NCBI's taxonomy places the organism in Eukaryota, Viridiplantae, Streptophyta, Magnoliopsida, Brassicales, Brassicaceae. The coding region runs from base 88 to 564 and encodes 158 amino acids.
AUCAAAUAGUGAUCCGAUCAUAUUAUAUAUUCCACUAACGAGUUAGUUUUUUUAACAAACACGUAACGAGACGAAAAAGAAAGAGAUAUGGCAGAUUCAAAGAUCCUUAAAACGACAUCAUCGUAUCUCGAAGAGAUAGCAAAAGGCAACGGCAAAAGCGAGUUUGAGGCUUUAAUCCUACAAGGCUUAGAACUCAUUCAUGUCGGGAAAGGAGUCUUACGAUGUAAACUACUCGUCACAGAUCGUGUCGCGGGAGAAGACGGAGCUUGGCACGCCGGAGUGAUUACGGCGGUGAUGGAUACGAUCGGAGCUUCUGCUGUGUACUCCACCGGCGACGGACUCCAUUCCUCUGUUGAUCUCAACUGCUCGUUUUAUUCAACGGCCAAGAUUCAAGAAACGGUAGAGAUAGAAGCAAGAGUGAAUGGAAGCAAUGGAGGAUUGAAAUCAGCUGUGAUUGAGAUCAGAAGAGAAACAAGUGGAGAACUCAUAGCCACAGCAAGGUUGUGGAUGUCCCCUCUUAGCGUCAAAGUCAGACGCAAUGUUUCUACUCUUAGUAAGCUUUGAACCAUUUUUUUUUCUCAAGUUACCAU